Camellia sinensis is the source of this 2188-nucleotide messenger RNA. RefSeq names its product protein CNGC15c. Lineage: Eukaryota; Viridiplantae; Streptophyta; Magnoliopsida; Ericales; Theaceae. The record is from RefSeq and is a predicted model, not a curated record.
AAAGAACCUGGCAAAAGGGUCUAUAAAUUUAAAGAAUCCAUGUGUGUAUCCUCUGAUCAAAUCAAAACCCAUCCUCAGUUGAAGCUUUAAUUUUAUAACCACCAUGAGUUUUGGGAAUUCAAGUUCCAAGAGAACCCAGUCGGAUUCCGAACCAGAAAUUUUCUCAGCAACCAAACACAACCAGAUUUUCAAAUUCAACUGCAGUGGAAAAUCCCUGAAAUCCAAAGUCCUAUCUCGGGUCUUCUCGGAAGACUUCGAGAAAGUCAAGAAAAAAACCAUCAUAGACCCUCGAGGUCGAUUUGUCCGAGGAUGGAGCAACGUUUUUUUAGCGACCUGUUUGGUUUCCCUGUUUUUCGAUCCUAUCUUCUUCUUCGUCCUCAAGGUCGACCCCGAGCUCUGCGUCGAAACCGGGGUUCUUCUGGAAAUAGUCCUCACUGUUAUUCGAUCCAUCACUGAUUUAUUCUUUAUUGUUAAUAUUGUUGUCAAGUUCAGAACAGCCUAUGUUGCACCGUCUUCUCGGGUUUUUGGGAGAGGAGAACUUGUUAUCGAUCCAUGGAAGAUCACGGCACGAUACAUCAGAAAGGACUUCUGGUUUGAUGUUCUUGCUGCGCUUCCUGUUCCUCAGGUGUUGAUUUGGGGCAUAAUACCUAAUCUGAAAGGUUCGAUGACUUCCAACUUCAAAACUUCCCUAUGGUUUGUUAUGAUGAUACAGUACCUCCCACGGCUGUUUGUAGCUUAUCCACUUAGCAUUCAAAUUGCUAAAGCAACCGGGAUCGUCACCGAGGCUGCUUGGCUUGGGGCUGCUUAUAAUCUCAUGUUAUACUUAUUGUCAAGCCAUAUAAUGGGAAGUUGUGGGUACCUUUUAUCCGUACAGAGAGAAGCAGCAUGCUGGAGAAGCCUAUGCGACGAAUACAAUACAACAUGUAACUAUGAAUUCUUCGAAUGCAAUAAAAUAAGGGACUUAAUUAAUAGUACUAGUAGGGAUGAUUGGAUACAAGCUAGCAGUAUCACAGAUCUUUGUAAUCCAAACAAUGGUAGUUACCCUUAUGGGAUUUACAAUCCUGGAGUUGGUAGUGGCCUCACUACUGCUGGCUUUUUCUCAAGAUACUUCUACGCCCUUUGGUUCGGCCUCCGAAGUGUCAGCACAACAGGGCAGAAUUUAACGACAAGCAUAUUUAUAGGGGAGAAUAUAUAUUGCACAGUCAUAGUCAUGCUUGGCCUGACUAACAUGGCUUUUCUCAUCGGUAAUAUGCAGAGAUAUAUACAAUCAACAACAGUAAGGAUAGAGGAGUGGAGGGUGAAGAAAAGUGAUAAAGAGCAGUGGAUGCACCACAGGCAGCUACCCCAAGAACUAAGAGAGAAAGUGAGGAGGUAUGAUAGAUACAAGUGGGUGGCUACCCAAGGUGUCAAUGAAGAAGCUCUCCUCACUGAUCUUCCUAAGGAUCUCCGACGUCGUAUCAAACGCCACUUAUCCCUCAAUCUUGUUAGACGUGUCCCCUUAUUGGAUGAAAUAGACGAUCGGCUACUGGAUUCAAUAUGCGAAAGACUCAAACCGAGUCUGUGGACCGAAGGCAUGUUCAUAGUCCGCGAAGGAGACCCACUCGAAGAAAUGAUCUUCAUAAUCCGAGGCCACCUCUACUCCUACACAACCAACGGUGGCCAAGUCGGCUUCUUCAACUCCUGCCAACUCGGCCCAACCGAUUUCUGCGGCGAUGAACUCCUCACAUGGGCUCUCAAAACCCGCCCCGCCGACACCCUCCCUUCCUCCACCCGCACCAUCAAAACUAUCUCCGACGUCGAAGCCUUCGCUCUCGGAGCCGAGGACUUGAAGUUUGUUGCGUCGCAGUUUCACAGGUUGCAUAGCAAGAGAAUUAGACAUAAGUAUAGGUUUUAUUCUCACCAGUGGCGGACUUGGGGAGCGUGUUUUAUACAGGCGGCGUGGAGGCGGUAUAGGAAGAGGAAGGCAUUGGCGGAGCUUAAUGCUAAGGAGGGUGGUGGUGGUGGCGGUAGGAGUCCGGUCGGAUUGGCGGAUGUGGAGAUGAUGAUGCCUCAGCCAGGGUCUGGGCUGGCUGAGUAUGCGGCUAUGAUAAUUAGUAGUAUUAGGAGCAAGCGUUAUGGGGAGUCGUUGACUAUUUAGGUCAAAUAAUAUUUUUGUCAAGUAUCAAUGAUGAUGUGGUUUGGGAUACAA